AAAUUAUUUACAGAAUUGAUUACGUACUUUAGCAUUCAUUUUUAAAAACUAGUAUUAUCAACCACCAUGAAAAUAAUUUAUAAGAAAAAAAGGCCAUGUAAAGUCGUCAUCUCCAUGCGACAGCCGUCGUCUUUUUCCGGAAGUAACAACAGCAGAGGCAGAUAGAGACAAAAACAUGUCAGGCUGUUUUUACUUUGUCAUGGUUGGUCAUCAUGACAACCCGGUAUUUGAGAUGGAGUUCUUACCAUCCGGGAAGCCUGAAUGCAAGGAUGACCACCGUCAUUUAAACCAAUUUAUUGCACAUGCAGCCCUGGAUUUGGUGGAUGAAAACAUGUGGCUGUCUAACAACAUGUACUUAAAAACUGUGGACAAGUUCAACGAGUGGUUUGUGUCUGCUUUUGUCACUGCAGGACAUAUAAGAUUCAUCAUGCUUCAUGAUGUGCGACAAGAAGAUGGAAUCAAGAACUUUUUUAAUGAUGUGUAUGAUUUAUACAUUAAGUUUGCAAUGAAUCCAUUCUAUGAGACCAAUGCACCAAUCCGCUCAACUGCAUUUGAGAGGAAAGUGCAGUUUCUUGGAAAGAAACAUCUUCUUAAUUAAGUGAGUCACGUGCACAGUAUUUUCAGUGCAACAUGUUUAUUAAUGCAAUGUUGCUGUCUGGAUUGUGCAUUCUUUUUUAGUGUCUUGUGACUCAUGUCCAUAAAGCAUUUUUGUGACUGCA
This is a messenger RNA of Hippocampus zosterae (dwarf seahorse), 719 nucleotides long. RefSeq names its product trafficking protein particle complex subunit 2 (gene trappc2). Gene Ontology annotation, biological process: endoplasmic reticulum to Golgi vesicle-mediated transport. The transcript has 5 exons. The record is from RefSeq and is a predicted model, not a curated record. Lineage: Eukaryota; Metazoa; Chordata; Actinopteri; Syngnathiformes; Syngnathidae. Gene Ontology annotation, cellular component: nucleus; cytoplasm; TRAPP complex. Bases 176 to 598 code for a protein of 140 amino acids.